AUGGAAAACAAAUUGGAUCAAGUUGUCAUACUUCACAUAGGCGCUGGGAAACAUAAUGAAAAGCAGAACAACGAGUAUGUGAGAUUGAUGAGAAAGGCUUUGAAGAAAGGUGACAUUGUCGAAAUCAAUAGCAUUUUGGAACAUUCAUCAAUGACAAAUACUGGAUAUGGAUCAAGUUUGAAUAUAUUAGGAGAAGUGGAGAUCGAUGCUAGUUACAUCAAAAGUGAUGGUGAAUGUGGGGCUUUAUUAGGCUUGCAAGUUGAUUCACCAACAAAGGAGAUGUUUCGAAUUUUCAAUAAGAUCGAUAAACGAUAUGUUGGAGAGGAAAGCUUGUCAAAGCCAUUGAGUUUGCAUUGUAGUAACUUGAGGAGGUAUAUGGAUAUUCCUGUACAUGACCAUUUAGUGUCUCCCAAAUCGAACAAAAUCUACGAUAUGUACAAAGAUCAGGUAUUUCAAUACCAUGGUGAGGCUCAUAUCAAUGACACAAUUGGAUCAAUUGUGAUUGACACGUUCUUGAAUCAAACUACACUAGCCACUACAUCAGGCGGCCAUUUUUUCAAAUUGCCCGGUAGAAUUGGAUGUGCUGGGAUCAUUGGAGCAGCUAUUUAUCAUGAGCAAAUUGAAGAUUUGCAAAUUAGUUGUAUGUGUUCUGGAAACGGAGAGCAAAUUAUCAAAAAUUCCUUAGCUCAGUCAAUUGUUAAAAAUAUAAGUGAUAUGGAUGAAGCGGAGUAUGGCGCACGAUUGGAGAAGUUGAUUCUUAAAAAAACACCCGGUAUUUACUGUGGUUUCAUUGUUGUAUUGAGAAGAUCGAAUGGAAGAAUACAACUACUUUACGGACAUACCACAGAGACGUUUUAUUUUGGCACCAGGGUCAAUGAUUCAACGAGAGUAGUGCUAAGUUGUGCCGAACAAGAGGGCAAGUUCACAUUUGGCGAAUAUAAACUACGAUAG
Lodderomyces orthopsilosis Co 90-125 is the source of this 951-nucleotide messenger RNA. It is a transcript of the gene FGR10, whose product is annotated as Fgr10p. Lineage: Eukaryota; Fungi; Ascomycota; Pichiomycetes; Serinales; Debaryomycetaceae. The transcript has a single exon. The record is from RefSeq and is a predicted model, not a curated record. Bases 1 to 951 code for a protein of 316 amino acids. Gene Ontology annotation, molecular function: threonine-type endopeptidase activity. Gene Ontology annotation, biological process: protein maturation.